CGGUUCGUAAAAAAGAUGAAUAGAACGCGAAGGAUACUCGAAGUGAUCGUUAUCCUUAUUCUAGCGAUAUCGAGUUGUGAUGGCAGUGGAGGAGAUAUCCCCCUGCGAUGCGACGAGUACGAUUCCAUGGGAUACAUGGACGUGAAUGAGGCGUUUUGCACGGUCACCGGAUUCACGGUCACACACAGUCAAAAUGUCGUGAUCAAGAACAUACCACCCGGAAAUAUGGUCAAGUUCAUGAAGUUUUACGAAUCAACGCUGCUCUAUAUGCCCUUCCAUCUAUUCGAAACAUUCCCAUAUCUCAAGACCCUCGAUGUCUCGAAUACGAAUAUUUUGGAGCUAACGAGAAAUGCAUUCAGUGCUGCGAGUAAUCUCACCUAUCUGAAUCUGGCCUACAAUAAUCUGACAUCUAUCCAGACUUCUGUGUUUAUUGGCGCCAAUGUUCUGAUGCGUUUGGAUUUGUCCUACAAUGAGAUAUCCUCGCUGAGUGUGAAUGCCUUCUGUGGCCUGCACACCAUUAGCCAGAUUUAUCUAACGGGCAAUCUGUUGAAGGAGCUGCACAACGAUAUCUUCAAGGAUAACGAGUACUUGGAGAAGGUGUCCUUCGAGGGAAAUCUACUGACCAGCAUUCAACCGGAGGUUUUUCGCAAUAUGCGGCGCAUCAAGGAGGUUAAUCUAUCCAAUAAUCGCCUGAUUUUCAUCCAUCCGGACACUUUUGCGGAUGCGGCAAGCUUGGAGAAUCUGGUGUUGUCCUAUAAUGAGUUGAAAAACUUCCAGCUGACGGAGAAGAAUAUUGUGCAUCAGCUGCACUUGGAUAAUAAUUAUCUUACAAAUUUGACCAUAAAUGCAACUCGAUUCGUUCGCGCCAGUCACAAUCAAAUUUCGGAGCUCUUUCUGCACCAGAGUUUGCAUAUCGAAACAUUGGAUUUAAGUGCCAACAAGUUGAGUAGCAUAUCGAAUAUCACCAAUAUCACACAUAUGCUCUACUUGGAUGUAUCGGAUAAUCCAAUUGGUCCGCUUAAUAUCAGCACCUUUUCGCAACUUAAGAGACUGAGGGGACUAAAUUUGCGAGGAACUGGAAUUAGAGAGCUUAAAUUUGGAAUGUUUUCGAAGCAGAAGUACUUGGAGGAACUGGAUCUUUCGUUUAACAACCUGACCAUUCUCAAUUUGGAUAUGUUUGUGCCCUAUCUGACUAAUCUGAAGAAGUUCCUCAUCGACGGCAAUGGGCUGACUGAGCUGCAGGGAAAUCGCACGUUUUCCGAAGCUUUUCCACAACUUCAGAAAUUGGGAGUAUCGAGGAACCGCUUCAACUGCUCCUAUCUACAUCAUCUACUCAUCCCACCAUCGCUACCCGAGUCCGUAGUGCUCAAUAUUGAACCGGACACCAAUCUGGAUGAGACCCCACACAUUCGUGACGUAUCCUGCAUCAGUCAAUCCCAGGAGGUCGUUAAUGCCUCCUUCACCGCCGAGGAAUCCAAGCUAGAAUCGCAGAUUCAAAUGCUUUCGAAACAGUUGGAUAUUGUAGGCUCGCAUUCGAAGAAUCUGGAACUUCACCUGGCCUUUAUGCAGAUCUUUGCGUACGUUAUGGGCGGCCUGGUCCUGGUGGGUGUGGUGUCACUGAUAACCCUUCGAUAUCUGAAGAAUCAACGAUCGGGUCGAUAUGAUCGCAGCAGCAUUGUCUUCCGCUCCAAUGCCACAAUGGAAGCUAAUCUCACCCUGGGCAGUGAAGAUCUUCAGUAGCCUGUACAUUUUUAACUUUAUUAAAGUGGAAAUAAAAUUGCAAAGUUUAAACAUUUAAUUCGUAAUGGUUGUUAAAUGAUUUCAUAACGCUAAAAUUUCUUCGUGCUUGCUUAAAACAACUUCGAGUGGCAAAAACGCAUAGGAUGUCGUAAAAUAAAAUCCUUUUGCCAAAUAUCUUCUAUUCAAACCAGGAAGGUAUAACAUUUUAUAUUCGAAUUUUAUUGAAGUGCAGAUACUCAAUUUGUAUACUCAAUAGAAAAUGCGGAAAAGAAAUUGAUAGGGUGUCUGCGAAGAAAGAAAGAAAGAGAAACAUUUGUAAGUUUAUCUAAAUCGACCUUGCACACAUAUGUACAUCUGACUUCCUGUAUGGCACUGAGUUUUGAUAACUGAGAGCUUUAAGACCUUCAAGGAAAUUAUACAAAUUAUAAACGUUUUUCUUUUAUCAUAUGGAUUUUAGCAAAUAUAAGAUAUGUACCCUGAUACAACCACUUUUCCGAAUAAUAAAAUCGGGAAAUUAAAAGUUUGAUUUUGUUGUACCAAACCACUCUUAGAUAUAUUUUUAAGUUUUAAGCAAACCUAAAGAUUGUUAAAUAAAAUAAAAGAUUUGUGUUUCGAUUUUU
This is a messenger RNA of Drosophila melanogaster (fruit fly), 2360 nucleotides long. RefSeq lists its product as uncharacterized. Bases 16 to 1740 code for a protein of 574 amino acids. NCBI's taxonomy places the organism in Eukaryota, Metazoa, Arthropoda, Insecta, Diptera, Drosophilidae. The record is from RefSeq and is marked reviewed. The transcript has a single exon.